AUGGAGGACGAACCACCCCAAGCAGUCCGCAGCUGCCGUACCUGCAAGCGAGACCUGCCGGAAGUCGAAUUUCGAAGCGUUAAGGACCCUAGGAAAUUUAUAGGACAGUGUACUAGCUGCAGGGCACGCCAAAAGGAACGGGUAGCCGAAUCUCGAGCAGCCGUUGCCGGCCUGCGGAAUAUCGCUUUGAGGCUAUCGCCACGCAAGGCCACGAAGAGGACCGAUUCGCUGGCCGACCUGACGCCUCCAAGGCGGACCGCGCCAGCGUCUUCGUCUGUAAAGAGCAUAUCGCUUGCUGCCACCACGCCUGUUCUGUUCCGUGAUCUGGUGCCCGCAUUUCCAGAACUUCCUAUACCUCGGCUGGGGCCAUUCACCCCAACUGUGGUCGAUGACCCCUCCUCCUUUGCUCCUGAGCCCGGCCUGCCAACAGUAGUUCUGGGCACGCCGAUUCCUCGAAGCACUCAGUCUACGACUCCUGUUGUUGUGCUAGGUACACUUAUACCGCAGGAAUCGCUUCCCCCCACUCCUUCAUUACCGCCACAGGCUCGUCGUCGUGGCCGCUAUGCCCGUCAAAGUUCACAGCCUCAAGAGCGACAGUUUGAUCAGAUAGUCGAUCCGCCUUUUACCGGGGACCUCAACCUGCCUGCCCUCAGUGAGGAAGAUCAAGUCCUUGUGCGGCAGUUCUAUACUGCCUUGAAUGAUGACAAGAUGCAAAGCUGCCCCCGUUGCCAAGAGCGUUGGUUCGACAUGAAGAGGAAUAGCUUGAACAUCUGCAGCCGCUGCAUUAGUCGAGACAGGAAGAGAGCCUCGGACGAGCCCUGCUUCUUCAGUGCUGCCAAUCACCUUGACUUUGGGGAAGUCCCCAGCAAUCUACCUAAUCUGACGAUGGUAGAGGAGAUGCUUAUUGCCAGAGUACACGUACAUGUGAAGGUCUUACAGGUACGUGGCGCCCAAUAUAAAUACCGCGGUCAUGUUGUCCACUUUCUUCGCAAUGUUGGCAAACUGUUUGAAGAGCUCCCAGUCUUACCUGAAAACCUAGAUAUCAUACUCCUACGGCCUCCUGUGGACGGCGACCCUCUCCUCCAGCCGCAGUUUGCUCGCGAUUUCCGGGUGCGCCGCUCAUGCCUGUUGAUUUGGCUACAGUACUUACAGCGCCACCACCAGGGCUAUCGUGAAAUUGUUGUGCGCGAGGAUUUCUUGCAAAGACUUCCUGUUGACGGCAGCAUUAUUGAUUCCAUUGCUAGCCAAGUGGCUGACAUACCUGACAGCGAGGCCCCUCAAGGCCCUGUUGAGGAAACCGCAGACGACGGAGGAGAUCCAAGCGAUGCCGACGCAUCGGCAAUCCCGAAUUUGCAGGUUGCCGACACCGAGCUAAAUGCCCUGCAAUCCCGAAUUUUCAACGGCACGCCUGAUUAUGAGAGUAUGACUGUUCUUGAGGAUAUGCCGCGUAGCGCGCAGGCUCAGCACCAGAUGUCAUUGCCUUCCAUUCGCAGGACCCCUAUCAACGAAUUCAACCAUUCCCAGCCGCUGCUAUCGCUCGCGUUCCCCACCCUGUAUCCUGAGGGCAAGGCAGACUUUACGGAGCCUCGCCUGCGGACCAUCACGUACCAGGACUAUCUUGCCCAUGCGAUGAGAUGGUAA
Molecule: messenger RNA, 1641 nt
Organism: Trichoderma gamsii
Lineage: Eukaryota; Fungi; Ascomycota; Sordariomycetes; Hypocreales; Hypocreaceae
Exons: 1
Coding region: 1-1641 (546 amino acids)
Source: RefSeq, a predicted model, not a curated record